CGGCUCGACGACCACGAAUCGACCCGAAACCAUGGACACAAUGGAAGCCACUUAUCCCAUGCCGUCGGCAUUGCCGCACACGCACACGCACCGGGUUCACACGCAGUCCCAGCCGGCCUCGCUCAGCGCCUGGCGGAUGACGGUAUCGAGCGAGACGCUGCCCUCGCAGCUGGAGGACGACGAGGACCGAGGCCGGCAUCAUGACGACCAUGACGGCCACGAACACGAUCACGACCACGAGCACGGACACAACUACGACCACGGACACUCACACUCCAAUUCCCACUCCCACGCCCGCUCCCAACCGCGCUCGCAGACCUACUCCAUACCGCCGCCACUGCCUUCGCCCUCUCACUUGCACGCGCACUCUCACAACCACGAUCACGACCACAGUCAUGAUCACGCUCACAGCCACCCCCACACGCACUCCCACGCCCACUCACACUCACACUCCCAUUCGCAUUCUCCUCAUGGCCACGACCACGACCACGACCACGACCACGGCCACGGCCACGGCCAUAGCCAUAGCCACGAAGCCAGCCACAGCCAUAGCUCUGAGCGGUCUCUGUUCACAAGGACAAUCCUCCCCUACACGACUGGGUGGCCCAUACUCUAUUCCAUCCUAGCCGAGAAAGACUCGAGGCGGAUCUUCUACUUCAUGUCUCUCAACUUUGGUUUCAUGAUCAUCCAGGCGUUUUACGGCUACGUCACCGACUCCUUGGGCCUUCUCAGUGACAGCAUUCACAUGUUUUUUGACUGCGUCGCCCUGCUCGUGGGAUUGCUAGCGGCUGUCAUGAGCAAGUGGCCCAAGAGCCAGCGAUUUCCGUACGGCUUCGGAAAGGUCGAAACUCUGAGUGGCUUUGCCAAUGGCAUUCUCCUGAUGCUCCUCAGCGUUGAAAUUGCGUUUGAGGCAUUCGAACGCUUGUGGGAAGGGACACAGACGAAGCGGCUUGGCGAGCUCUUCGUCGUGAGCACCCUUGGCUUACUUGUAAAUCUGGUUGGCAUGAUGGCGUUCGGACACCACCACCACGGCCAUGAUCACGGCCACAGCCAUGGCCAUUCUCACGGUGAAAAGCAUGACCAUGGCUGUGGUUCCCAUGCAGGCCACGACCACAACCACCACCACGGGCAUGGACACGACCACGACAACGAGAAUAUGCGAGGCAUCUACCUGCAUGUUUUGGCAGACACUUUGGGCAGCGUGUCCGUCAUUGUGUCCACCGUGCUGACAAGCUUCUGGGGAUGGGCCGGGUGGGACCCGCUGGCUUCCUGCUUCAUUGCGGCCCUCAUCUUUUUGUCGGCGCAGCCGCUCGUGUUCUCAUCAGCAAGGCGGCUUCUCUUGACUGUUCCCGAGGGCGUCGAAUACAACCUUCGGAACGUCCUUGCGGGCAUUGGACAGCAGCGAGGCGUCGUGAGCUACUCAACGCCCAAGUUCUGGAUGGACGACUACGGAGGCGACCGGUUACUGGGAAUUGUUCACGUCACGGUGGCCCGCGGCGCUGCUCUGGAGGACACCAAGGACCGCGUUCGAGAGUAUUUGCUGAAGGAGGGCGUCGAUGCCGUUAUCCAGGUAGAAAGAGACGGCGAUAAUGGGUGCUGGUGUUCUCGAGGACGGGCCAUAAAUCCUCCGCAGACGUCGAAGCAAUUCUAG
This is a messenger RNA of Trichoderma citrinoviride, 1651 nucleotides long. RefSeq lists its product as hypothetical. NCBI's taxonomy places the organism in Eukaryota, Fungi, Ascomycota, Sordariomycetes, Hypocreales, Hypocreaceae. Gene Ontology annotation, cellular component: membrane; Golgi apparatus. Gene Ontology annotation, molecular function: zinc ion transmembrane transporter activity. The transcript is spliced from 4 exons. Gene Ontology annotation, biological process: zinc ion transport; transmembrane transport; intracellular zinc ion homeostasis. Bases 32 to 1651 code for a protein of 539 amino acids. The record is from RefSeq and is a predicted model, not a curated record.